Vigna unguiculata (cowpea) is the source of this 1111-nucleotide messenger RNA. It is a transcript of the gene IAA15, whose product is annotated as indole-3-acetic acid inducible 15. NCBI's taxonomy places the organism in Eukaryota, Viridiplantae, Streptophyta, Magnoliopsida, Fabales, Fabaceae. The record is from RefSeq and is a predicted model, not a curated record. Gene Ontology annotation, biological process: regulation of DNA-templated transcription. Gene Ontology annotation, cellular component: nucleus.
CGUUGCCGAAGAAACAACAAAGCACCACUGCUACUACGCCUAACAAAGUCCCAAAUAUCAAACACUUUGGUUUGGUCUCUCUCUCUCUCUCUCUCUCUCUUCCAAAUCAUUAAGACAAAGUUGGUCAUAGCAUAGCACCGAACAGGGAAAACCGGAAAAGCCGCAGGACCAAAGAACCCGAGUUUGAACGUUGAAAUUGCGUCGCGCGUGUGAGUGUGUUUUGCGAACAAUGUGGUCACAAUCACAGAGCGGUACCCACUCGUCGGAAUCCGACGCCGUUGAUUGUUGUAACUUGAAGGAGACGGAGCUCACGCUGGGACUUCCCGGCACCAAACGUUCCUUCUCCGACACCGUUGAUCUUCUUCAUCUCGCCACUUCGCUAAAUAAAACCAAACUCCCAACACCCAAGGAACAAGUGGUGGGGUGGCCGCCGGUGAGGGCAAGCAGAAAGAAUGCGAUGAAGAGUUGCAAGUUCGUGAAGGUGGCUGUGGAUGGAGCUCCUUAUCUGAGAAAAGUGGAUCUUGAAUUGUACGACAGUUACGAACAUUUGAUGACAGAAUUAGAGACCAUGUUUUGUGGCUUAGCCAUUCGUAAUCAUUUGAUGAAUGAGAGGAAACUGAUGGAGUCUGGAAAUGGGAUUGAAUACAUGCCCACCUACGAGGACAAGGAUGGUGAUUGGAUGUUGGUCGGGGAUGUACCAUGGAAGAUGUUUGUUGAAUCAUGCAAGAGGAUGAGGCUUAUGAUUAGCUCAGAGGCUAUUGGCCUAGGUCCGAGAUCGAGUUCAAAAUGUUCGGGUUCCACCUAGAAGAAUGAAUAUUAGUGUGAUAAUAAUGAUAAAGACUUGGAAGUGUAGAAGAGUGAAUUUAGUAUGAUGAAAUAUAUGUAUCCAUGGUGCUUGUAUAUGUUCCCUUCAGCACCUCUUAGUAUAAAAAACCUAGAACUGAUCUCUAUAUUAGUGAGAAAAUAAAUAACAUGUAAUCAAGAUUAUGAUCAUGGAUCGUUUAUUAAUUAAUGUAAUGUAAUGUAAUGGCUUUGGCUUUGUGCUACCUUGUACCCCGAUUUUGCAGUUGUUAGAUUCAUUCAAUGAUCAUUUAGAGUUUCCACUCCAUAA